AUGGGGGCUCUUGAUUAUAUUUCAAACUUUUGCUCCUUUACCAGCACAAGAAGCAAACGCAAACCAAUGCAGACAGUUGAAAUCAAAGUUAAAAUGGACUGUGAUGGCUGUGAAAGAAGAGUCAAACAUGCUGUUUCCUCCAUGAAAGGUGUAAAAACCGUGGAAGUAAAUCGAAAACAAAGCCAGGUAACAGUAAGUGGCUACAUUGAUCCGAACAAGGUGUUAAAGAGAGUGAAAAGCACUGGCAAGACAGCAGAAUUCUGGCCAUACAUCCCUCAACAUCUAGUUUAUUAUCCUUAUGUUUCUGGUGCCUAUGACAAAAGGGCACCCGCCGGCUUUGUUCGAAACGUGGUGCAAGCUUUUCCAACUUCCUCCAAUGUACCGGAGGAGAAUUUCGUUUCGUUCUUCAGCGAUGACAAUGUUCAUUCAUGUUCGAUAAUGUAA
Molecule: messenger RNA, 444 nt
Organism: Durio zibethinus
Lineage: Eukaryota; Viridiplantae; Streptophyta; Magnoliopsida; Malvales; Malvaceae
Gene: HIPP21
Product: Heavy metal transport/detoxification superfamily protein
Molecular function (GO): metal ion binding
Source: RefSeq, a predicted model, not a curated record